This is a messenger RNA of Eimeria tenella, 4776 nucleotides long. RefSeq lists its product as uncharacterized. The transcript has a single exon. Bases 1 to 4776 code for a protein of 1591 amino acids. Lineage: Eukaryota; Apicomplexa; Conoidasida; Eucoccidiorida; Eimeriidae. The record is from RefSeq and is a predicted model, not a curated record.
AUGGAAAAUGCUGCAGGGAAAAGCAUGAAGAGUGCAAGGUUCGCAGCGGCAAGUGACAGAUGGCGCAAGAGGUCCCUCCUUGGGCCGGUGCUUCUGCUUCUUCUUGAUGCUGCUGUCGUGCUGCUGUUGCUCGCCGCCGUCUUUGCUGACCCCUUUCCCCCCGAACAAGAAGCAGCAGGUGAAGUUGAAUGCCUAUAUAGCUGUCUCUUCCCCACCACUGCACCGGCUCCUGAGCCCCAGAACCAACAGCUGCAGCUUUCGCCGCAGCAAGAAAAUGCAACAGCUGAAUCAGUUAGCUCUGUGGACAAUGGAGGAAGGCCUAGGGCUACGCGGUGCAGCAGCAAGAGUUGCAAUCGUCUCCGUUUGCCUGCUGCGGCAGCUGCUGCAGCUACGGUGGAGCUACUUCGGGGCAGCAGCGGGGCAGCAAUGGCCGCAACAGCGCGCAUCAGUCAGCUGUGUCGGGUAGUCAGGGACAUGGUAGCAGCAGCAGCAUCAGCAGCAGCUGCAGCGAUCAGCCGAGGCAAGGCAACCGCCAGCUCACUGCUGCAGGAUGGUCUGCUGCAGCACCUCCUUGUGCUGCCGAGGGGACCCCCCGUGCUCAUGCCUAAGGGCUUGCUGCUAUUGCCUUCACUUCCACCCCUUUUGUUGCCACCUCCCCACAGCCGCGUGAGGCGUAUCUUCGACUUUCUCCCGGGCUUAUUGUUGCAGGUUUCUUUCUUGCCUCCUGCUCCCCGCCCUCGUCCCAGCAAUAACGCCAGCAGCGGUGAAAGCAGCAACAGAAGGAAGAGAGUCCGGUAUGUGGCUCAUAUUCCAGUGGGUCUCAGCUAUUUGUUUCUCACUAGAUGUGUCCUUCUGUUGAUCAUCGGUGCUUCUUACGUAGCCCUUAGGCGUUCGUGUGCUUCAGCCGCUGCAGCUGCUGCGCAGGCCCACGAAGCAAUAGCAGAAGCAAAUGUAAGGGCUCGUUCUAUUAAGUAUCUCCGUCAAAAUAAAAGGCGUGAGCGCGAAGGCAGCAUCAGCAGCGUGGAAAGUGACAGUAGCAUUGUCAACCGGUGCAGCAGAGGCAACAGCGGCAGCAGCAGCAAGAUGGCCGGAUGCGACACUCUGCGUUGUCGGAUGGAACGGGAGCUCCGCAGAGCAGAUAAGAGGAGACGCCGGAACAGAACUGCUGCUGCUCGGGACUGGCGUCAGUCUAUAUUCAGUUGUCUUUUUUCGUGCUGUUUUGCAGCUUCUGCAGUGAGCCUGACACCGCUCUUGCUGCACGCAUCUGUCUCUCCCUCGAAUGUUCUUGUUGCUGCUACUAUUGCUGCUGCGUGUGCUUUUCACGCAUCGGCCUUAAAGUGCCUGUACCGCAGCAGAGUCACUGCUGCACAACAGCUAAUUAGCAGCAGCAGCAGAAACAACGCCGCGUGCAGUUCGGAUGAAAGCUGCGCAAGCGACAGCUGCACGAGCAACAGGCCUGCAGACCAAAGGUCUGAGAGCACAUGCAACAUCAAUAACGACGGGAGCAGUAGCUGCAAAACCAGAAAUACCGAGAUCCAUUUAAGGGGAGAUGAGGCUGCCCCGCCAACCGGAAAUGGCAGCAUGCGUCCCAUCAACAACAGCAGAGAAGAAUGCGAAGGCAGCAGCAGCUGCAGCAACUGUAGCAGCCGCGUGAUUGAGGAGCGCCACGGCUCAUUGCUGCGAUGUAGAAGCAGAGGUAGCAGCAAGGACAGCAAAGGUUGCGAACAGCUCAGCGCCUGCGCCUGUUCCGAGGCCCCACCUUCGAAAUCUAGCGGCAGCAGCGGCAGCAGCAGCAGCAGCAGCAGCAGCAGCAGCAAGAGCAACGCCAACAGCGGUAGACCCAGCAAGCUCCCUGUUCGCAGUGACGGGGGCAAGGGCAACAACAGCAGCGGUGCUAAUAUGUCUUUCCCUUACUGCAUGCGUGCAGUUGGAUGCAUGCUGUGUGGAGGUGCAGCGGCAGCUGCUGGCGAUGCCUCCUUGAUUUUUGUGUUUGUGCCAGUGCUGCUGCACCUCGCGUUUCGCUUGCCGGUUAAUGAGGCCAGGAUUGUUGGGGCCACAAGCUUGAGCCACAGCAGUACCAGCAGCUGUGACGGCAGCUGUAGUCGCAGUGCUUGCCUGAAGAACAGGUUGGGCCGAGUCUCACGGGCCCUGUUGCUGCUGUUUGUCGCUGCUGCCACAGGCGUGUUGCUUGGCGCUGCAGGAGCUGCAGCUUUGGAGACAUUAGCUGUGAAUGACACGCUGCCGUCUCAACAGCUGAUGGUGUAUGUGUACAGCUCGUUAACGCAGCGCCUGCAGCAUGCCAAGGCUUCGCUACUGUUGUCAGCAGAACGAGGGCUGCAGCAGUUGUUACUUUCUUACCAGUGGAUGGACACCUCAGCAGCUGCUGCACAAAGCGACAGCAGCAGCUUUGGCUGGCACAAGGCAACACGGCUGCUGCUGUGGCAGCGAGAGGCACAGGGUUCCCCGUCUACGGGACGCAUCAGCCUCCAUCAGUAUAUCUUGCAGCUGCCAGGAGGCAUGCUUUUUACCACCUUUGGGCUGCUAUCCCUUGUGCCGUUACUGCUUUUGCCAUUACAGCUGGUGGCUAAGUUGUUGCGUCUUCGCGGGACGCUGCCACCAAAACAUGCAUCAGUCCGCUGGAGCAUAGCCCGAUUCUGCUGGAAGAGGCGGAAUAGCGCGCUACAACUUUCUGAUCACACAGUAAGCAGUAAGAGCAACAGUUGCAGGAGCAGCAGCAGCAACCGCGAAACAAACAUACCCAACAAUGCGGGCGCACCGGGCAACUUCUUUCUCCCCAACGAACAUUCGAUAUCGGGUGAUUCUGGCAUCACUUUGAAGUCUCAAAGAGCAAGUAGCAGUGGCACCGACCGUAGCGUGAACACCAGCAGCAGCAGCAGCCGUUGCGAGAAGAGCAGCAGUAAUGACAGCACCAGGAGCAAGCAAGGAAACAGAGGCAGCGAUGCCUUCAUCCCCUGGUUCAUUUGCUGUGAUUUCGGCUCCCCGUGGCUUACAGGAGCCUUCUGCCUGCUAUUGACAAUGCAGCAGCAAGGCCAGGUAAGUCUACAACAGCAACAACAGCAAAAACAGGACGCGCUGGUGCCGCUUCUGUUGCCUUUCUGUGCUGUAGUGGCGGCCUGUGGAGCAGCUGCAGGGGCAGCACUGCUGCAACAAAUCUUCCCAACAGAGGAGUCGAGCACAGAGUUAGCCACGUUUGGUGCUGCUGCUGCUAUGGGCCGUCGCAGCUCUGCAUUUGCAGCAACAGAAAAUGACGCCUUUUUUGACGACGUAUCUCCGGCCAUGCGUGAUGUGCUUGAGCAAAGUAAGCUUGGGGACUACCCCUGCUGUGGCACCAGGAGCGGUCACAACAGUGUUGCUGCACGUAAAGCAGGCGGAUAUGGUGCAAAGGCGAUUGGCUCUGUGGGUGCAGAUGCCGCGAGCAGUAGCCAUAACAGCAGUGCAAGCAGCAGCAUUAGCGGCUGCUGCGAAAUGGGGGCGCUGCAGCUGCUGCAUGCGGUAUCGGCACGGCUACCGCCACAGGCCGCGUCAGCCGCAAGGCAAUUACGUCGCGCCUCUUUUGCAUGCAUCGAAGCGACACUGAAGAGAAGUCCGACAUUGCUGCAGUUGCGGCGAAUGGCCUUGUGGCAGAAGAAGUUGGCGCGGCGGUUGCUGACACCGCGCGCAGCAGCAGCUGGAGCUGCAGCAGUUGGACUGCUACUGUUGUUUGCUGCUGCCGACGUGAUCGCCCUAGCCAGGCUUGCAGUUGCAGCAUACCUUUCUCCGGGGGGGCACGCGCUGCAUGCGCUGGAGCGACUGUUGCUGUUGCACAAAAAAGAGAUGCAGGCGCAUACCGACGUAGUACCAACAAUAUCAGCAGUUGCAGCAGCAGGGGUUGCGGGUGGGAGUUCCAUCAGGAGCAUAACGGUGCCAACAAUUUUUCGCCAGCUCUAUGAUUCAGCAUUGUAUCCAGAUAUAGGGGAGGCGCUUCCUACUGCUGCUUCUGUGAUAUACAGUCCGUGGAUUGCUGCAGGGGCAGCAGCGCCUGGCUCUGCAGCAGCGGCGGCAGCAGCAAGCGCUGCUGCAGCAGUCCCCAUUGGUACUUUGGAGGAGCUCCUGCAGCCUCUUCACCCCCUGGUAGCAGUUGCGCUGCUUCGGCACAAACCAGUGCAGCAAGAAGCCAUUCGGGCCGCGGCAUGCACUCCCGAGUUUCUGGGGACUCACUUUCACUACUUCUUGACAUCGGGACCCGCUCACAAGAAGCAGCAGCAACAGGCCGAAGAGCAGCACCACCGCUGCACCGUUUAUGUUGCUGCAGAUGCCUUGUCCGUCGGCGUUUCUCCUUUUGCUUCUCCUCCUCCUUCUCGUUGUCUUGUGCAGUUCGGGCCCCCUGGGGAUUUGGAAAGAGCUUUGGCGUCGUCAGCCUUCAACUUCGUGAUCACAGCAACCCCACCUGACGUCUUCCCUGGCCCACUCUGCAGCAGGAACAGCAGCAACGACAACAGGAUUAAAUACUGUUUGCUGUUUGCUUCUGUUGGUUUAGCUGAGGUGCGCCUUGACGCUGCUCCGCUCUUGCAGCUGUUGGGGAUGACACCUUCCCGGUGGAUGCCACAGAAGCCGCAUAUUGCACAGCAGCGCUGGCGGCUGCUACAGCUGCGGGAGAGAGACUCACAGAAAGGUCUGCUAUUGAUGUCUCUGCAGCACAGAGCAUUUGUGUACUACUGCGCUCAUCCUAUGCCCAGACGUAGGAGGCUUAGGAGGCGGCAAUCGGAUCAGCAGUAG